This is a messenger RNA of Actinia tenebrosa (Australian red waratah sea anemone), 2320 nucleotides long. RefSeq lists its product as uncharacterized. Lineage: Eukaryota; Metazoa; Cnidaria; Anthozoa; Actiniaria; Actiniidae. The record is from RefSeq and is a predicted model, not a curated record. Gene Ontology annotation, cellular component: nucleus.
UUCAAUGGAGAGGAGUAUAACAACACAGGAGAAAUGACUUCAGAAGUUCCCAAGUGGCUGUCCUUCUUCAAGGAGGCUGGAAUUCCUCCCUCUGUGGCCAGCAAUUAUGCAAUUGCAUUUUGUGAUAAUCGAAUACAAAAGGACAUGCUUCCAGAACUGACAAAGGAGAUUUUGCGUGACAUGGGUAUUAUGGUUAUGGGAGAUAUAAUUGCAAUUCUAAGACAUGCAAAGCAAGUCCAUGCACAGACUCAAAAGGAAAAAGCAGUCAAGGCUCUGGAAAUUAUUGAAGAACAGGAGAUUGUAUCAGAAACAAACUCUCCAAAAGUAUCUUCAGCUGCUAGUCGCAUGGUUGACCACUGGAUUAAUAACCAGAGGAUGUCAAGUGGAACUAAGAGCCCUGUAUCUGGUACUGAAUCACCUGGGAACCGUUUCUUGAAGAAGAAAAUGACCAUCCAAACAAAAACUGGCUCCAAAAGCCCAACAGCUAGUACUGCUUCCCCAGAUCAUUCCUUACUAAAGAAACGACUGACUAUCCAUGCAAGUACCUCUGAGUAUGAACCAAUGGCCAAAAAAGGAGCCACAUCACUGUCAGAAAGGUUCAGUACCAAGGCAGCAGCAGCCUCACCUCUAGUUACUUCAACCACCAAGAAAAAAAUAGUGCCAAAAGUACAACGAAUAAGUGUGCAAGUACCAAAUGACACCAAGAAACUAGGUAUAAAACAAAAACAAACUGCUUUGACAAAACAGAAACAAGGUGUUUCUGCGGCUGUUGCUAAAACAAAGACACCCAAAAAGCAAUCUGUGUUUGACCGACUUGGUGACGAAAUUGAUAUCCCAUCUAAACCAGAAAUCCACACAGUCAGCUCUACUAAUACUAGUGCUAAGAAAACCCAGCCAGCACUGAAACCCCUAAAAACAAGUAUAACUGCACCUAAGGGUACCAUCAAGACUAAUGCAUCAGCAAUAUCUGGAGUAGAGUUACCAAAAUCAGUGUUCAGUCGUCUUGGAGGGAUAGCUCCUACAUCAUCCACCCAAAAGGUUACAAUCCAGCCUGUCCUUCCUUCCAAGCGGCAACAGGUCAUUGAUGUCUCUAGCCUAUCAGAUGAUGACAAUAAUCAAUACGAAGAAAUAGACUAUACAACCCAUAGUGUUCUUCGUCCCCCACCCAAGAAAAAACAAACUGUUAAAGUAAAACCUGUUAAGACUGUGAAGCCCGUGAAGCGGACAGUAGGAGUGGUUUCUCAGAUUAGUGACACUACUAAAUCUGUAUUUUCAAGAUUAGGGCCAAAAUAAUGGAUUUAGUUAGCUUAUUUUUAGCAGAUUUUCAAACCUAAGGAAAAGAGCUUUUUAAUGAAUAUUCUGCAGAUAUCUUCUCAAGAUCAGCUUCAGCACAAUGAUCCCAGAAAAUCAGAGGCAAAGAAAAUGUCUGAAAGUCACUCUAGGGCUGUCUCAUGAUAUGCUUCCCCCAACUGCCCAACCCCUAAAAGAUAAAACGAAAGGGAGUGUGUGAAAAGUAUUUGUCAAUCCGGGCGACAAGAUCUCCCUAAAAAACGUGGACAUGACCUCUAAAAAACAGCUUCAAUGGUUUUGCCUCUAAAAAUAUGCAGUUUUUUUAUUAAGCUAUUUUGGAAAAACUGAUGUUUUAGGGUUGUUCUAGAGCUGUUUUAUCACAUGGGAUACCAGAAACAACGCUUAAAUUUCUCAGUUGUUUCCACUGACAAAAUUCCGUUUGACAUUUGUCGAAACUGGGAUUAAAAUUUGUUUAGUUCUAAUGAUUAUAAUAUUAUAUAAAUAUAUUUUGUAAUUUUCAAUAUUUUGAAAACUCAACAGCUGCAAGUUGCGUUUGAAUUUGAUUUCUUACUGUUAACAGCCAAAAAUAUAUAAUAUACCUCAUAGUGAUAAAAAUGUCAAUGAAAAACCACAUUUCAGUAUGCAUGCAGCUUAAAGUUUAUAUCAUAUUGAAAACUACUAUGAAGUCUAUGAGAGACAUUUUGAGCUUGGCUGUGCAUUUUUCCAUUCUUAUGGGGAAAAAUUAGAUUGGCAAAGUAUCUUCUCAAGCAUUACUGAUUUAAGAAAGAAAUAAUACUCUUGGUUUUCAUAGUCCACUUAAAAAAUUUAAUGGUCUGAUAUGUUUUUUAAAUUAUUUUUUAUUGAUUAUGUUGAAUCUGUUGUAAAAAAAAGUUAUGAAGUUUUAUUCUAUAAUUUUGAAUGGUCUUCAUUGUUAUGGAGCUAUAAAUCGUUAUGCAAGAACAGGAGACUAUUUCCUAGACCAUACCACUAUUAUUAUGAGGCCUAUUAUACCUGUACAAGUAACCUUCAA